CAAGCGACGAGUUGGAUGCUACGUGUGCAGAGCUUUUGCUUGCAGGAGGCCCAUGCUUUCACACAAUGUGCAGAGCUUUUUUCGCUUGGAGGAAAUUCCGUCGCCUAAAGUCAAAUCCCGCUAAAAAGAAAUUUCCGUUUCGUGACGCAUUCGAACAAAGCACCGCUAACAUUUAUAAGGUUCGAUGCUUCGAUUCAUAGGAACAGAAUCCUAUUCAGCUUCUCUCGCAUUUGAAUUGACAGGGAAGAGAUAAACGUAGAACAGAUGACUGUGAAGCUCUCAAGACCUCCAGCUUUCUCCAAGAUCCCUUCUCUCAACCAUUGCCCCUCCUCUUCGUCGCGAUUUCCCACUUCGUUCUCUUUCAACUGCUGGUUUUCCCGCCGGAUUUCGUGCCAGAAAAUGUCAUGCUCGCAUGAGGACACUCCUCAAACACUUCAGACAAUUACCAUUUCGUAUUCAGAGCUCAAAGACAAGGAUUUGGAUUUGUCGACGAAGAUUGAAGAUGGAUUUGGACCCAAUGGGUUGGGAAUUCUAUCAGUUUCAGAAGUUCCUGGCUUUCCUUCAUUGCGUCAAAAUCUUUUACAUCUUUCACCCAGGUUAGCAAGCCUCCCAGAGGAGGUUAAGAAGGAGCUUGAAGAUCCUCAGAGCAGAUACAAUUUUGGAUGGAGUCACGGAAAAGAGAAGCUUGAAUCUGGUAAACCUGAUAUAUUGAAAGGCUCCUUCUAUGCAAAUCCAAUAUUAGAUAUACCAACAGCUGACACUUCCUUGAUCCAACGGUAUCCAUCAUACUGCCAGCCAAACAUAUGGCCUCGUAAAUCUCUGCCAGAACUUGAAUUAGUACAUUGUAAUUCAAAGCUGUCUAACAAGGAAGUCAUUGCUGAUGUUGUAGCCUUCAAAUCUCUUGGAAAGCUGAUCUUUGAUGUGGGAUUGAUGCUGGCUUAUCAUUGUGAUAGAUAUGCGUCUAAAGGGAUGACAAGGGAUGAUGAAGGCUUUGAGAAGAUACUUAUGUGUUCUCGCUGUCACAAAGGCCGUCUGCUUUAUUAUUUUCCAGCAGAGCAGAGUGACUAUGCACAAGACGCUGGAUCAAUUUCAUCAUGGUGCGGUUGGCAUACAGAUCAUGGCUCUCUUACAGGUCUUACCUGUGGGAUGUUUAUGAGAGAUGGUGUAGAAGUACCUUGUCCUGAUAGUGCUGCUGGCCUUUAUGUUAAAACGCGAACUAAUCAAAUUGUCAAGGUUGUUUUUCAAGAAGAUGAAAUAGCAUUCCAAGUAGGAGAAACUACUGAAAUACUCUCAGGAGGUCGUCUUUGUGCAACACCACAUUGUGUUCAGGCACCUAAAGGAGAGCAGACUUAUGGUGUGGAACGAUCUACCUUUGCAUUAUUCAUGCAACCUGACUGGGAUGAAAGUCUUAAUUUUCCUAAAGAGGUCCAUCUUCAUCAAGAGCUAAUCCCGCCAAAUGGAGUUCUUACUUUUGGAGAGUACUCUGAGAAGCUGCUUGACAAAUAUUACCACUCAAAAUCAUAAGAAAUUUGCAUACUGUAUCUUGAGUAAAGCUUCAUUGUUUUCAGAUAAAACAAAAAAUAGUUUAGCUGUGUUGUAAAUAAAUUACAUUUAAAAUCAUUGUUGUUUCCAUGCCUCAUUUACUUUGUUUCCAUAUUCCUUUGGUUGGGUUAAACUGCUAUUUUAUUCUCUAGGCAUGCAGACUCCCAUAAGUUGGGAAUGAUCACUGAGAACACCAUGACUCGAGAUAUUCAUGCCAUUCAAUA
This is a messenger RNA of Nelumbo nucifera (sacred lotus), 1766 nucleotides long. Its product is annotated as 2-oxoglutarate (2OG) and Fe(II)-dependent oxygenase superfamily protein. Lineage: Eukaryota; Viridiplantae; Streptophyta; Magnoliopsida; Proteales; Nelumbonaceae. The record is from RefSeq and is a predicted model, not a curated record.